Molecule: messenger RNA, 929 nt
Organism: Raphanus sativus (radish)
Lineage: Eukaryota; Viridiplantae; Streptophyta; Magnoliopsida; Brassicales; Brassicaceae
Product: proteasome subunit beta type-3-A
Biological process (GO): proteasome-mediated ubiquitin-dependent protein catabolic process
Cellular component (GO): proteasome core complex, beta-subunit complex; proteasome core complex
Source: RefSeq, a predicted model, not a curated record
AAAAAAUUAGCUGGAGUUUCUUCAAGCCACCGGUCGACUUUACUCUACUCUCUCUCUCUCUCUAUCUCCUCCGUCUCAGAAUUCUUCUCCGAUCAAUCUUCACUCUCCGAACCCUAACUCUUCCGAUGUCGAUCUUCGAGUACAAUGGAAGCGCCGUGGUGGCUAUGGUGGGGAAGAACUGCUUCGCCAUCGCCAGUGAUCGGAGGCUCGGUGUGCAGCUACAGACAAUCGCCACCGAUUUCCAGAGGAUCUCAAAGAUCCACGAUCGCGUCUUCAUCGGCCUCUCUGGCCUCGCCACCGGUCAAACGCUGUAUCAGCGCCUUGUGUUUCGUCAUAAGCUGUACCAGCCGGAAGAGAGAGACAUGAAGCCUGAGACUUUCGCUAGCCUCGUCUCCGCCAUUCUUUACGAGAAGAGAUUUGGUCCUUACUUAUGCCAACCAGUGAUUGCUGGAUUGGGAGAAGAUGACAAGCCUUUUAUCUGCACCAUGGACUCCAUUGGAGCCAAGGAGUUGGCUAAAGAUUUCGUUGUAUCUGGAACUGCUUCAGAAUCACUGUAUGGAGCCUGUGAAGCAAUGUACAAGCCAGACAUGGAAGCCGAGGAACUGUUCGAGACAAUUUCACAAGCACUUCUGUCGUCAGUUGACCGUGAUUGUCUGAGUGGUUGGGGAGGGCAUGUCUACGUUGUAACACCAACGGAGAUUAAAGAGAGGAUCCUAAAGGGAAGGAUGGAUUAAUCCUGAUUUAUCAUCACAAUCUGCUUCUAUCCAAGUGUUUGAUUAUAGAAACGGCUUAAUCGCUUCUCAUCUUAGCUAGUUAUUGUUGUUUCUCUUUUCACAUCAUCAUCUAUUUGUUUUUUUUUUUUUUGACGGCAAACGGCUCAUCAUCUAUUAGUUAAAACAUAAAGAGAUUUGGCUUUGAUUUUUUAAAAA